AUGCCCACCGGACUCCGUUUUGGAUCCAUCCAGUGUUCUCAUCGACCAUCGAAACAACCGCUGGGAUCCGAAGAUUCGGAUCGGGUUUCGUCCUUUGGUACUCCUUUCGUCUUCUUGUUGGCUCCCACAGCGUGGUAUAGGAGGAAUUCCUUUGGAAAACGCCGAUCCCAGUGCAGUGUUCAAAUUGCCAGCCCUCCUACUUCGCAUCAAUGGCCUGCGGAAACUGCCGGAUUUGACUCCUACGACUUGGGAUCGACGUGCCCAUUUACUUCAACCACGGCUGCCGACGUAGCAUCAAUUCUCACCGCUUAUUUCAUGACUGGCUCUUCACAACAAAAAGCGCUUAGCCACCUCAUCGGGGCAUUUUCCGAGCCUGGACUCAUAAUAAUCGUCGAGAAAGUAUGCUCCCGCCUCCAGAAGGCUAGGACUGCCAGGAGACAUUACACGAGUAUAUCGAUGAGCUCUCCACGAUCUGUCACAAAAACUGAGGGUCCGUAUGUCAAGGGUAUUGGCGGUUGUUAUCCUUUAAUCCAAUCUCAGGACACUGGUAAUUUUACGCACGGCCAGCAACGCUGGGAACCGGUAACCGGAGGCGCAGCAGGACGACGCCAUCCGCCAAGUCAGCAAAUUGUUCCCUUGCCUCUGGACCUUCGACGAGUCCUCGUGUUCGUCCUGUAUUGCGAGCAUAUACUGUCCCUGAAGGUUAGACUGCUUCAAUACCUAUUUCCAUUGUUCGAGAAGUAUUCUGUGAAUACCGGAACAGCACAAAUAUGA
Molecule: messenger RNA, 774 nt
Organism: Guyanagaster necrorhizus
Lineage: Eukaryota; Fungi; Basidiomycota; Agaricomycetes; Agaricales; Physalacriaceae
Exons: 9
Coding region: 1-774 (257 amino acids)
Source: RefSeq, a predicted model, not a curated record